CAUAUCUUAGUGACUGGAAAAAUGAAAGUAGAAGAAAUAAUAAGGGAGCUGCUUUGUUGACAAUCUAAGCCCACAUCUCAGCUCCAGGUCUGCAUGCCAAUGACAGCCAUACUUUGGGUCCAGGAUGUCCUGCAAACAUGUCCUGGGACAAGCUGACCCUGUUAUCUGAAGAAGUGCCAAGCAUUUCCUCAGUAUCAUAGCCAGCUCUCUGCCACCAGGGGACAGGCAUACAGGAACUGGGUGGAGGAGGUCCAGAGUGGAUGCCGACCACCCUUGUCCAGCCCCUCCCUCUCUCCGCAUGCCAGGACAUCUGGUAUGCGACCCUGUGAAGGCUCAUUCAACCCCCAAAGGGGCCGUGACCCCCAGGUUGAAAACCGUUGCAUCAGGUAUUGCUUUCUUCGUGAACUCAGUGGCCAAACCUGUGCCAGAACCUGUGGCUGCCCUUGCUCCAGCUGCGGAGGCUGUGGCUGGGGCUGUGCCUAGCCUACCAUUAAGCUACUUGAGCAUCCUGAGGUUCAUCCUGGCUGGCCUGGGCAUUCCGUUGGAUCCCCUCAUAGAGGGUUCCAGGAAGUGUGUCACCGAGCUGGGCCCUGAGACUGUAGGGGCUGUGAAGACACUGUUGGUAAUGUGGGCAUCUUCCCUGCAUGGCUCUCCCUCCCUAUGUGGGUACCCCUCCCCAGCCACCUUCACCAUCAUGUAGGAGGCAGCCCAGCCUGCCUCAGGGAACGCCUGCUUCCUGUUCUGCUCCUGCAAGCCAUAUCCUAACCAACCUGUGAGGAGCCCAAGGAGUUCGUAGGGGCAUGCCUUUUCACAAGUGGCUGCCAGCAGGCCAUGACACUUGUCCUAGAAACUGCCCCCCAUGGGGUUUACAGGAACCUUUCUCAGAACCAGCAGCUAUGCCUUUCUGAGUAACCUCGGGUGCCCAGGUCCUCUCCUCAGCAAUCCUUGGUAGCAGUGAAGGGCACUCUCAAGCUUGGCUUCU
Arvicola amphibius (Eurasian water vole) is the source of this 982-nucleotide messenger RNA. It is a transcript of the gene Scgb3a1, whose product is annotated as secretoglobin family 3A member 1. The transcript has 4 exons. Lineage: Eukaryota; Metazoa; Chordata; Mammalia; Rodentia; Cricetidae. Gene Ontology annotation, biological process: positive regulation of myoblast fusion. Bases 299 to 700 code for a protein of 133 amino acids. The record is from RefSeq and is a predicted model, not a curated record.